AGACCCCAUGCGGCCCUGGACCGGCUCCACCCCAGAAACAGCUGCGUGUCGUACCUGUACCUCAGGAGCUGGGCUGGGCCAUGGAUUCCCUGGACAUGAACAAACUGAGCGGCGGGCGGAGGACUCGGGUGGAAGGGGGCCAGCUGGGGGGUGAGGAGUGGACUCGUCAGGGGAGCUUUGUCAACAAGCCAACUCGGGGUUGGUUACAUCCCAACGACAAGGUCAUGGGACCUGGGGUUUCCUACCUUGUUCGGUACAUGGGUUGUGUGGAGGUCCUCCAGUCGAUGCGGGCCUUGGAUUUCAGUACUCGCACCCAGGUCACCAGAGAAGCAAUCAGUCUGGUGUGUGAGGCUGUGCCAGGGGCCAAGGGGGCUGCACGGAGGAGAAAGCCCUGUAGCCGCCCACUCAGCUCCAUACUGGGGAGGAGUAAUCUAAAGUUUGCUGGAAUGUCCAUCACCCUAACUGUUUCUACCAGCAGCCUCAACCUCAUGGCUGCAGACUGUAAACAGAUCAUUGCCAAUCACCACAUGCAGUCAAUCUCAUUUGCGUCCGGUGGGGAUCCGGACACUGCGGAGUAUGUCGCCUAUGUUGCCAAAGAUCCUGUCAAUCAGAGAGCCUGCCACAUCCUGGAGUGUCCAGAAGGACUAGCACAGGAUGUCAUCAGCACCAUUGGCCAGGCCUUUGAGCUGCACUUCAAACAAUACCUCAGGAACCCACCCAAGCUUGUCACUCCUCACGACAGGAUGGCUGACUUUGAUGGCUCAGUUUGGGAUGUGGAGGAAGAGGAGCCACCUGACCAUCAGUACUACAAUGACUUUCCAGGGAAAGAGCCCCCUCUUGGUGGGGUAGUAGACAUGAGGCUUCGGGAUGGAGCUGCCCCAGGGGUUCCUCGUCCACCUCCACCCAGUACCCAGACCACCAACCACCUAAGAGCCACUUUGCCCGUUGGACAGCUAGCCAGUGGUGACCCUGAUAUUCGAAAACAGCUCCCAACUCCUGGACCAGGUAGAGAACUAUUUGAUGAUCCCUCCUAUGUCAACGUCCAGAACCUGGAAAAAGUCCGGCAAGGAGCUGGUGGUCCUUCUAACCCUACUACUAAUGGCAUCGCCCCACGUGACCUCUUUGACAUGAAGCCAUUUGAAGAUGCUCUUCAUGUCCCCCCACCUGCCCCCACAACACCAAUGGCUGAGCAGCUCCGAGGCGAGCCCUGGUUCCAUGGGAAGUUGAGUAGGCGGGAGGCUGAAGGGCAGCUGAGGCUCAAUGGGGACUUCCUGGUUCGAGAGAGUACGACUACCCCAGGCCAGUAUGUCCUUACUGGUCUGCAGAGUGGCCAGCCCAAACAUUUGCUGCUCGUUGAUCCUGAAGGCGUGGUUAGGACAAAGGAUCACCGAUUCGAGAGUGUCAGUCACCUCAUCAGCUACCACAUGGACAAUCACCUGCCCAUCAUCUCUGCAGGCAGUGAGCUAUGCCUUCAGCAGCCGGUGGAACCGAAGUUGUAACUGACCUGAUCCUGUCCCCAGCCCUGUUCCAGCCUCCAGGACACUCCCUUUCACUUUUCUGGUCCCAGUUCCAACAGUUUUCUGGGGGAAAAUGCUAUGGCUGCAGCACUCUGUUGUAUCUGUGAGUGGCCUGAAUCCUACGGUUCAGGACCUGGAGGAGGAAUUCACUUUUCUGCUCCUUCACCAGAGUAUUAGUGCCCAUGCAGCCUCAUGGCCCUCAGAUGGGCCUGGGCAGAAUCCCCUAACAGGAGAAAGGAAUCUUAGGAACAACUCCAGUGGAAUGGGAUUUUUCUUCAAAGGGAUAAAAUUCUGUCCCUCC
This is a messenger RNA of Trichosurus vulpecula (common brushtail), 1818 nucleotides long. RefSeq names its product SHC-transforming protein 1-like. Gene Ontology annotation, cellular component: plasma membrane. The record is from RefSeq and is a predicted model, not a curated record. Gene Ontology annotation, biological process: intracellular signal transduction; cell surface receptor protein tyrosine kinase signaling pathway. Bases 81 to 1499 code for a protein of 472 amino acids. The transcript has a single exon. Gene Ontology annotation, molecular function: receptor tyrosine kinase binding. Lineage: Eukaryota; Metazoa; Chordata; Mammalia; Diprotodontia; Phalangeridae.